Messenger RNA from Symbiodinium pilosum, 762 nucleotides. NCBI's taxonomy places the organism in Eukaryota, Dinophyceae, Suessiales, Symbiodiniaceae. The record is from the annotation of a GenBank genome assembly.
AUGAUGCUCAGCUUGGCAGAGGAGGAAGAGGAGAACCCUUUGAGCUUUUCCACGAAGGAUGUCGAGUGCAUCCCCAAAGAGACCUUCUGCAAAAGACUGCCGGAGCUCAAUUGGAAGGCCGGGCACGAAGAACUCCUUUUCUCGGUUCUGGAUAUGGACAAUGAUGCCCUCUUGAAGCCACACUGCUUGCGUUGGUUGGGCAUCGAGCUGAAGCGUCUCCAAAAAAAGCGUUCCGCGAAAGCAAGCACUGUCAAGAAGAAGCCUUCUGGACUCCAGCAAAAUAUGAUGGAGCAAGAGCUGCUGGAGUUUAAAGAGGACCUCCGAAGAAGGUUCGGUGGUGGUAACCUCACCCGUGCGUGGCGUGUGGCGCUCUCCGACACGAGCGUGCUUCCGAGGCCUUCCAGAGGCCAGAAGCAGGAUGGCAAAAGGUCCACCCAGGCCUGUGCCAAGAUGGGAUAUGCCAAGAAGGGCAAAGACCUCUGGAAGAUGCUAGACAAAACUAGCAGCGGCUUCGCGUCCAUAGACGAGAUCGACCCGAAGACCUCGCAGGUGUUGGCCCACUUCAAGAAGUUCCUGGAUGAGCGCUUCAAAGAUUAUCAUGCGGCCUUUGAGGAGCUGGACCUUGACGGCAUCCGUAAGAUCCGCCAGCGUCAGUUUCGCGAGGGUCUGCUAAAGCUACGCUUCCCCUUCCACAAGCAGGCAGCCACGCUCUUUGCGGCCUUGGAUCUGGAUGGCAACCACGUGAUCGAUGAGGACCUUUAA